UUUUCCUUUUUCUUUUCAUUACCUUCUCUGCUUCCACACCACAUAACAACAAAACAGAUUUUCUUCGAUUUGUUGAUCUGCUUUUUGGGUCUCGAUCUUUGUCUUAAAUGGGCACUCGAGAUCACAGAAAGAUAACAGCUUUGGGGAGAGAGUGAUCUGAUGGGCAAUUCUUGAGAUGGGUUUUUAGUUUUUUUAUUUUUUUUCGUAAAGAGAAGAUGCUGGGGAGUGAGUGAUAGUUAAAAUAAUUUUGUGGUUGUAAUCAAAGUUUGAAGCUUUGUUAAAGUUUUAAUUGAUUUGUUUGGAUUUGAUAUGGGUGGGUGUUUUCCUUGUUUGGGAUCAUCCAGUAACGAGGAAGCUGCUAGUGGUGUAGUGAAGGAACUGAACAAGGAGUCAACUAAAGAUGGCUCAAUUUCUCAGCUUCAUCCUGUUAAUAGAGCUAGUUCAGACAAGUCAAAAUAUCGGAGUGCUGCUGACACUAAGAAGGAACUAGUAGUUCCUAAGGAACCAACUGCACAUAUUGCGGCACAAACAUUUGCCUUUAGAGAGCUUGCUGCUGCCACUAAGAACUUUAGACCAGAAUGUCUAUUGGGUGAAGGCGGUUUUGGACGUGUUUACAAGGGCCGCUUGGAAAGCACAGGACAGGUAGUUGCUGUCAAACAGCUUGACCGAAAUGGUCUUCAAGGAAAUAGAGAAUUUCUGGUGGAAGUUCUCAUGCUUAGCCUCUUACACCACUCUAACCUUGUCAAUUUGAUUGGUUAUUGUGCGGAUGGGGACCAACGACUACUUGUUUAUGAAUUCAUGCCCUUGGGAUCAUUGGAAGAUCAUUUACAUGAUCUCCCACCAAACAAAGAGCCAUUGGACUGGAAUACACGGAUGAAGAUUGCGGCUGGUGCAGCGAAGGGGUUAGAAUACCUACAUGAUAAAGCGAACCCACCUGUUAUAUAUAGGGAUUUAAAAUCAUCAAAUAUUCUACUUGAUGAGGGCUAUCACCCCAAGUUAUCUGAUUUUGGGCUUGCUAAGUUGGGCCCUGUUGGUGACAAAACCCAUGUAUCCACUCGAGUGAUGGGUACAUAUGGUUAUUGUGCACCAGAAUAUGCUAUGACUGGCCAACUCACUUUAAAGUCUGAUGUGUACAGUUUUGGAGUUGUGUUUCUUGAGUUGAUCACAGGGCGCAAGGCUAUUGAUAAUACACGGGCUCAUGGGGAGCAUAAUCUUGUUGCUUGGGCACGACCACUCUUCAAGGAUCGCAGGAAGUUUCCCAAGAUGGCUGACCCUCUAUUGCAAGGUCGCUACCCAAUGCGAGGACUUUACCAAGCUCUUGCAGUUGCAGCCAUGUGUUUGCAGGAGCAAGCUGCUACAAGACCUCUUAUUGGUGAUGUGGUGACUGCACUUACAUAUUUAGCGUCCCAAACCUAUGACCCAAAUUCAGCCAGCAAUCUGAGUAUCAGAGUUGGUCCAUCUACUCCUAGAAAUAGGGAUGACAGAAGGAAUAUGGGAGAUGGGCUAGAUAGCCCAGAUGAGCAUGGACGUGUUGGGAGGCACAGUUCACCUUCCACCCAUAAAAAUUCUCCUGAUUACAGGAAGAGGGAGCAUGUUAGGGAAUUGAGUAACGGUGUAGACUUGGGCAGAAAUGAGGCUGGUGGUGGAUCGGGGAGAAAAUGGGUUGUGGAGGAUUUAGGGCAACAGGAAUCUCAGAGAGACAGCCCUGGAAGCACUGGGAGAGCAAGGGAAACUCCAAGAAACCGUGAUUUAGAUAGAGAGCGAGCUGUGGCAGAGGCAAAAGUAUGGGGUGAGAACUGGAGGGAGAAAAAGCGGGCUAAUGCAAUGGGGAGCUUUGAUGGUACAAAUGAGUAAUAGCAACAGAAAGUCGAUCUUGUAGGGAAGAAAUGGUAUAUCAUUUCUCAGGGUCAUGAAAAGGAAAACUUGCAAAUACACCAUCUGGGUUUCCAUUUCCACCCACAGAAUUGGAGGGGUUGAUACGUGUAUCCAACUUUGACUGUUGUUGCUUGUCCUAUGCUAUGCUAUGCUAUGUCACACUAGUUGUUUUGAAUGCGAAACUGAUUGCUUCAAUUGUGCAGUUGAAGGAGAGACAGUUAAAGAGGGAAUUGGAAAUAGGAGUUACUGUGAUUUCAUCUGAGAAUUACAGGGAAUGAUGUAUGGAGCAUGUUAAUUUAUGUAUUUAGAGCUUUUUUUCUCAAGUUGAUGUUACAGGAAAUGUGGGAAGAUGUCCAAAUUUUUGCCCACAUAUUAUUGUCUGUAAGCGGGGAGACUUGGUGGUUUUGGUGUGAAUGUCUAAAUUGGUGUUACAACUUGUCCUGUGUACGGAUUUCUGAGUCUGUCAUAUGCUUUCGGCUGGCUUGUACAAAAAACGUUUCAAUUUACUUUUGUAACUCCAUACCAUUUCUUCAUUCAA
Messenger RNA from Mangifera indica (mango), 2413 nucleotides. RefSeq names its product serine/threonine-protein kinase PBL27-like. Bases 310 to 1854 code for a protein of 514 amino acids. Gene Ontology annotation, molecular function: ATP binding; protein kinase activity. Gene Ontology annotation, biological process: protein phosphorylation. The record is from RefSeq and is a predicted model, not a curated record. The transcript is spliced from 5 exons. NCBI's taxonomy places the organism in Eukaryota, Viridiplantae, Streptophyta, Magnoliopsida, Sapindales, Anacardiaceae.